AACAGCAACUAUAAUCAAUGUUUGCCAAUUCAUCUAAUUAACAAUAAUAACAAUAAUAAAUUUAAAAUCAACAACAGCAGUUAAAUUUCCAAAAUUUUAGUCAAAUACCCAUGUAAUAAUCAUCCCCAAAUUUCCCAAUUUUAUCAUAACCUACUCAUACUAAUAAUAAUAUUUUUGGAGGACCUCCUCAAUAAUAGCCAUAAUAAUAGUUUUAUGCUUAACCCAAUUUAUAGCCUAGUUUAUUUGGAACAAAUAAUACAGGAAAUUAUAAUUAACCAAUUAUUAAUUUUCAAGAUGAUGAAAUGAUAGAGCCUAAAAAAGAAGAUGCUAAAUAAAUUGCUAAUUAUGAUUUAAAUGAAAAACUUUCAUUCGAAGUAAAAACCUUAUACAAAAUGGGGAAAUUGAUAAACAGUAGAACAUAAUACUUACCUGGAAUUGUAAGUAUAAAAGCAUAAGAUUAAAUUAUUACUAAAAAUCCUGAAAAUUAAAGGGUUGGAGUAGAUUUGGUAUAUAAUAAUUCAAUUUAUGUUAGAUUUGUUUAAUUGAUAAAAGUGGAAGUAUGGAUGGAUAGAAGAUAGCAAUGGUUAAGCAAACUUUAAGCGUCUUACUUGAUUUUCUAAGUGAUUGUGAUCGAUAUUAACUUAUCACAUUUGAGUCUUCAGCCUAAAGACUAACACCAUUAAAACGAGUAACAGAUGGAAAUAAACAAUACUUUAAAUAAAUAAUAUCAUAAAUUUAUUCAGGCGGUGGAACAACUAUUGGUUCAGCUACUGAUUUAGCCUUUAAAUAAUUAAAAGAAAGAAAAUAUAGAAAUAACGUCACAUCUAUAUUCUUGCUUUCAGAUGGCCAAGAUGGUAAUGCAGUUUAAAGGAUAUAGGAGCAAAUAAAAACAGUUUAGGAAGUAUUUACUUUACAUACAUUUGGUUUUGGUUAAGAUCAUGAUGCUCCUAUGAUGACUUAAAUUUGUAAUUUAAAGAGUGGAAGUUUCUAUUUUGUUUAGGAUGUAACAUUAUUGGAUGAAUUCUUUGCAGAUGCUUUGGGAGGACUUAUUUCAGUUGUUGGUGAAUAAUUAGAAAUAACUAUUACUUCUUAAGCACCUCCUCCCUAUUAAAAUAUUUAAAUAUCUAAAACUUAUGGUAAUAUGUGGCAAAAGAAAGGAAAUCAAUAUUAUAUUACUCAACCUUAAUUUGCUUCAGGAUCAAGAAAAGAUUAUGUUUUUGAACUAGCUCUUCCUAAGUUUGAGGCAAAAAUUGAGGAUUUCCAAAGAAAUGUCAAAGUUAUAGAUGCAGAAUUAAAAAUCAAAGAUCCAGUUAAUGGAACAGUUAUUACUAAAUAAACCAGUCUCACAUUAACAUUUUUUAAUGAAGAUGAAUUAAUUAAUUAAAAUGAAGCUGAUCUUGAUGUUUAUGCAUAGUAUUUCAGAGUCAAAGGAACAGAAGUGAUUGAUGAAGCAAGAAAAGCUUGUGAAUAAAAUAAGAACGAGGAUGCCUAAAAAUUAAUUGAUAAUAUGUUGAUACAAAUUUAAAAGAAUCCAAAUGUUGCUGCUUAAUGUACUGGAAUUAUUUAAGAUUUGCAAUAGGCAAAAUAGGCAUCUGCAAGAACAUCAUAUAGUUUAUUUGGACAGAAACAAAUGUGUCAAAUGGUCAGUAAUAAUUAUCAAUAGGGAGGAGUCAAUUCUUUGUUUUCUGCCUAAGGAAUGCAAUUAUAAUAAGUUUAACCAGCUGCAUACUAGAAUGUUUAAUAAUAAUAGAUGAUGUUUUAAGUGCAAUCCUCAAAGGCACCCUAGAAAUUUAAUUGA
Molecule: messenger RNA, 1798 nt
Organism: Paramecium pentaurelia
Lineage: Eukaryota; Ciliophora; Oligohymenophorea; Peniculida; Parameciidae
Source: the annotation of a GenBank genome assembly